AUGUCCAUUUCGUCCCCGCGUCCUUCGCAGAAAGAACCUGAGCGCGCAUUUGCGCUCCAGAAAUACCUCCUCCUACACUCCCAACACGACGCUCUCCAGAAACAACUCUCGCAGAUCUCGACGUCUGGAUCGUCAGAUCGGCUCCGACAUGCAUCUCUCUCAUCUUAUUCCUCAACCUCCUCCAGCGACUCGGAGAAUGGGUCGCCUACCUCCCCUACAAACCCGCCGCGCCUCUCGCAUCGCAGCGGCAGCGAAUCAUAUUUAGAACCUCAGCACACUCUGGCCGAAAGGAGGGCCUCUCUCCCGGCUGUGAUUGAAGAGAGUAUAAUGACGGAGAUCGCGGAGGGGGAACUUAAGUUGAAGAACGUCAACCAGCAGAUCAAGACCACGCUGACGGAGCUCCUCAAUUGCGGAAGCGUGAGAGAAGACCAGCGAUAUAGAAUGUGGGUACAGACGAGAUUAAUGGAUGCAGAGAGGGAGUUGAAGGGGAGUAGGAUUCGGAAUUCUGGUCGGCGGAGGAGUGAAGAUGCGACGGAGAUGUUCUGA
Molecule: messenger RNA, 546 nt
Organism: Amorphotheca resinae ATCC 22711
Lineage: Eukaryota; Fungi; Ascomycota; Leotiomycetes; Helotiales; Amorphothecaceae
Exons: 1
Coding region: 1-546 (181 amino acids)
Source: RefSeq, a predicted model, not a curated record